CUCCGUCAUCUCACCUUUCCCUUCUGCAGGCCUUGCUCGGUGAGAGUUGUGGAGAAGAUGGUGUGGGGCCUCUUUAUUCUCUUUCUUUGAUUUCCAUUCCCGGUUCUCAGAGGCGGCUGUGACCUGAGGAAAGGAGGAAAUGGGUGCUGGGACCAGCACCGGCUUUUACUGAGUGGAGCGCUGGGGAGACAGGGAGGUUUAAUUGCAAGUCAUUGUUAAGAGAUGGUUCAAGAAAAUCUACCUCAUAAAUUCCGUUUGUUUGCCCAUAUGCUGCAUCACUGGAGAUCUCAACAGGAACUUGUCAGUUAUUUUUGAAAGUCUCAGGAAAACAUAUGGAUAUCAGGUCAAUGUAUUACACUCUAGGAAUGGUCAAAAUAUGAAGCAUUCUCAAUUCAGCAGGCCAAUGUAUUACCCAUAAGUGUGUUAAGAAAGCUUAAAAACAUUUCAAACAGUACUCUCGAUAGUUCUUAAUUAUUCAGGAAAUGGUAGCUUGAUCUCUUCUGAAAUCAAUUGACUUUCUCUAAUCUUGUCUUGGCGAUAUUAAAUGGAAUGCAAUCAUGUCUACUCAUGAAGGAAUACAGAUCAACACAGACUAUGCUGUCGCUUUGUUAGAACAGUUAAAAUCAUUCUAUGAACAGCAAUUGCUAACUGACAUUGUUUUAAUUGUCGAGGGCACUGAAUUCCCAUGUCAUAAGAUGGUUCUUGCAACAUGCAGCUCUUACUUCAGGGCAAUGUUUAUGAGCGGGUUGAGUGAAAGCAAGCAAACACAUAUUCAUCUGAGGAAUGUGGAUGCAGCCACUUUUCAGAUCAUAAUAACUUAUGCUUAUACGGGUAAUUUGGCAAUAAAUGACACAACUGUUGAACAGCUUUAUGAAACAGCUUGUUUCCUACAGGUCGAUGACGUGUUACAACAGUGUAGGGAAUAUUUAAUUAAAAAAAUUAAUGCUGAAAACUGUGUGCGGCUUUUGAGUUUUGCUGAUCUUUUUAGCUGUGAGGAGUUAAAACAGAGUGCUAAAAGAAUGGUAGAACACAAGUUUACAGUUGUAUAUCACCAAGAGGCUUUUAUGCAGCUCUCACAUGAUCUGUUGAUAGAUAUUUUGAGCAGUGACAAUUUAAAUGUGGAAAAAGAAGAGACAGUUCGUGAAGCUGCUAUGUUGUGGCUGGAGUAUAAUACAGAAUCUCGAUCACAGUAUUUGUCAUCAGUUCUUAGCCAAAUAAGAAUUGAUGCACUUUCUGAAGUUACACAACGAGCUUGGUUUCAAGGCUUACCACCAAAUGAUAAAUCAGUAGUGGUUCAAGGGUUGUAUAAAUCUAUGCCGAAGUUUUUUAAACCAAGACUUGGAAUGACUAAAGAGGAGAUGAUGAUCUUCAUUGAAGCUGCUGCUGAAGGUCCUGGUAAUAUUUACUCUUCAGUAUCUUACAGCCCACAGGCUGAAAAAGUUUAUAAACUCUGCAGUCCUCCUGCUGAUCUCCAUAAAGUUGGAACACUUGUAACUCCUGAUAAUGAUAUUUAUAUAGCAGGUGGGCAAAUCCCCCUGAAAAGUACAAAAAUCAACUACGGUAAAACUAGCAAAUUUCAAUUUGCUUUCCGUACUGUGAAUUGUUUUUACUGGUUUGAUGCCCAGCAAAAUACAUGGUUUCCAAAGAGUCCAAUGCUAUUUGUUCGUAUAAAGCCAUCUCUUGUUUUCUGUGAAGGCCUUAUCUAUGCAAUUGGUGGAGACAGUGUUGGUGGAGAACUCGACAGAAGAACUAUGGAAAGAUAUGAUACUGAGAAAGAUGAAUGGACCAUGGUAAGCCCUCUGCCCUGUGCUUGGCAGUGGAGUACAGCCGUUGCUGUUCAUAACUGCAUUUAUGUAAUGGCACACAACUUGAUGUACUGUUACUUCCCCAGAUCAGAUGCUUGGGUUGAAAUGGCUACAAGACAAACUAAUAGAUGCUUCGCUUCAGCUGCUGCUUUUGGGGAUAAAAUAUUUUAUAUUGGAGGCUUGCAUGUUGGUGGCAAUCUUAGUAUAGGAUUACGUCCUCGGACUAUAACUGGACCUUCCCUAGCAGUGGAAGUUUAUGAUGUGAAUAAAAAUGAAUGGCAAAUGGCAGCCAAAAUUCCUGCCAAGCGAUAUUCUGAUCCCUGUGUCAGAGCUGUUGUGAUUUCUAACUCAAUGUGUAUCUUUGUACGAGAAACACAUAUGCAUGAAAGAGCCAAGUAUGCCACCUACCAAUAUGACAUGGAACUUGAUCGUUGGUUCUUGCGACAGGAUAUAUCUGAGCGGGUACUCUGGGAUUUGGGAAAAGAUUUCCAAUGCACUGUGGGAAAACUCUAUCCAUCUUGUCUUGAAGAGUCCACAUGGAAACCUCCAUCAUACCUAGUUUUUCCUUAUACAGAUGAUGAGUUUGAAAUUGAGGAUGAUGUUCCACUGCCACUUGUAUAGCUCCCUUAUUCAGAGACUGCAUGCCUGUAACCAAUUAUGAACAUUGUAUUUGAGAGACUAGAGCUGCAAAAUGAAAUGUUGUCUUGUAUGUAUGCCCUAAUUUUUUUGUGGCCAUUGAGUGUAAAUCAGUAAAAAUUCUUACUAGA
This is a messenger RNA of Protobothrops mucrosquamatus (brown spotted pit viper), 2572 nucleotides long. It is a transcript of the gene KBTBD2, whose product is annotated as kelch repeat and BTB domain containing 2. The record is from RefSeq and is a predicted model, not a curated record. The coding region runs from base 558 to 2426 and encodes 622 amino acids. The transcript has 4 exons. NCBI's taxonomy places the organism in Eukaryota, Metazoa, Chordata, Lepidosauria, Squamata, Viperidae. Gene Ontology annotation, molecular function: protein binding.